UAACAAUAGCACCUAUAAUGGCCAAAGUAGAAAGCCAAGCUGACCACAAUAAGCACUUUAAGUUGUAUAAAUGAAUGCGUCUUUUGUGAUGUAAAAGCCCUAAUGCUAAGAUCAUAGCAAAAUCUAAGAGAAAAAGUUGCCUUCAAGACGUAGUUCAAGCAGACUCCUUUAUCGAGAAAGGAGAGUUUACACCAGUUCGACUGAAAGGGAACAAAAAUCAGAUGCAACCUAUUGGAAUUUUGAAAUAAACCUGACCAGCAAAGAAGAGACUCUAGGCUACAAAUCUCUUCACAUUCUGAGAUCAGUAACUUUAUGCCCAACUCUCCAAGUGUAGAAAGACCUCUCACUGGGAUGUCGCUACUGAAUUCGAGGGAGUCUUCCUUCAAGUGGGGUUAUCAACAAGCUUUUAAGAAAGUAAUGGUGGCAGCUUUAAAUAAUGAAGGUGGAGUUCAGAAGACUAAGAAAAAGAAGUUAACUUUAAUAGCUCCAGAUCACAACUUCCUUCAAUUCUUUGAACUCGGUUCUCCUCAAGUGAUGACCCCUUCAAAGAACAAGAUUGAGAAAAUUUUAGAAAAGAGUUGAUCAGAAAGUGAUAGCUCCACUCCACAAUCUAAAACUGGUCAAUCUGAUUCCUAAACAUUAACUUUAGAAUUCAUCUGAA
Molecule: messenger RNA, 661 nt
Organism: Moneuplotes crassus
Lineage: Eukaryota; Ciliophora; Spirotrichea; Euplotida; Euplotidae
Source: the annotation of a GenBank genome assembly